GUAGUUUAUGGUCAACGUCGCAAGUACAUCCUCAAUCUGAUCGCCGAUCUGCAGUCAAAUCUGAUGUGUGGUCAGGCAAGAAAAUCGAAAGAAAGGAAAACGAAAAGAAAUCAUCUCGAUUUUUAGACGCAGUUUGGGAGUAAGGAAACUCAAAAUAAGACUGAAAUUUUAAUAUGUUUAGGGUGUUUCUUUUAAGAUGCAUCAACUUGCCAUGCUUGAAGGGUGCCGUGCUGGGCUUAGUCAUUGCAUUGGCCAUUACAGCGAUUCUUUUAGGUGUUACCUUUGGUGUCUUGUUGAAACGAAAUCAAGCAGGCAAGUGGUUCCGCGUGAAUGAUAUAUUUCUGAGCACACGGAACUGAUUCUAAAUAAUAGUUUUCACUUCGAAGCCAAAGAUGUUCUUUUCGAAAGGUGGGUUAAGAAAUGAAAUCAUUAAAAUGUUCGGGGGAAAGCUCAAAUGCAUUGUAGAAACUUUCACAUCAUUUCGGAUUUUAUGUAGUGAUCAGCGACGUUUCCACAACUUCAAGCACAUUAUCCGUUUCGACCAUUUUAUCAACUUCGUUCACAACCACUAGUAAGCUUUAUUUUAAUUUUCCAGAAAUUUCUGCAAUACAUAAAUCAGAGAAGGCAGAAAACCGACACAGAAACAAUCCAUUUUUAAUAUUAGAAAAUCAUUCCUUAGUGGAACAAAUGCGACAGUUUGAGCUUAAUACGAAAAACUAAGUCAAUCAUAAGGUAUUUUGAUAAUCACAUUAUUGUAGAAAGUUUGUUUGAAACUGUCGCCCUACAUUUGGUUAACCAAAAAGGCCAAUUGUAUUAGAAAAAUUCUAAGCUUCUUAUUUUCUAAAUUCACCGUCUUACGGAAAAAAACAACGGUCUAUAAGGUUUACGAGGAAACAUAUCCAACUGUUACCUCGAGUAUUCAGCCAAAGCCGUUGGAUUAUAGGUAAUCGACCACGCUGAUCCGGAAAUUGUACAUGAAAGCUCCCACUAGGCCUUAAAAUAUCCGGUUUUCUAGAAAACUGGUAUUUCAGAAACUCUAAAAAAGAACCAAAACCUUUCUUAACGAGGCAUAAUUGCAGCACGUACAUUUCUGAUUAAAACUAGAUGUCUCCAAACUCUAUAUGACCUGUCUUUGCAAAGUUAUAGAAUUUAUUAGAGAAGCCCUAAAUGUUAAUCGUCAGUUGCAAGCUACAGAAAUAAGAAAAAACUAAUUUAGGGCUUUUCUUGUAAAUUCUCUAACUUUGCAAGGAAAGGUCGUGUAGAGCUGGGAGAUGUCUCAUUUUAACCAGAAAUUUGCCGGCUACAAUUAUGUCUCCUCAAGAAAAGUUUUGAUUGUUUUUUAGAGUUUCUGAAAAACUAGUUUUCUAUAAAACCGGAUCUUUGAACGCCUAGUGGAAAUUUUCAUGUUUAUAUUCGGAAUCAGCGUGGUCGGUUACCCAUAACCCACCGGGUUUGGUUGAAAAAGUAUGGUAAUAGUUGGAUAUGUUUCCUCGUUUGUUUUAUCUAGGUUUGUGCGUUUUAUCGUUUGAGAAGGGCUUCGGCAAAAUCGAAAGCUGUGCAUGCUGUUGAUUUCGGAAUUGUUGUUAGUUUUGUCUAAUUUGCAUAAAUCAGGUGAUUAUAGUUUAGUAAAAAUUUCUUUUUUUAUUUUCCACACUCAUUCAGUGAAAGUAGAGAAAAUUCUUUUUGAAAAAAAUUACAAUACUGGAGUACGUAAUAGAUUAUUACUUUUAAAAAAGAAAUUUAUAUUAUUUUGAUAAUAAGAAUGGUUCUGUAUCAUAUACAAUAGAAAGAAUAGAAAUUAGCUUAAGAAUAAAAUUGUUUAUCAAACGAAUGCAAAGAGAAGCAAAGAGAAUUGCUUGUUCUCUUUCCUUUCUGAAUGUGUCCCUAUAUCCCACGUACAGAUUGCUAUAUGGGAUAUUAAAAAGAAGCAGAUAAAGCGCUACACAUUAAAGCUCUAUUCGCCUUGUGUUUAUGUAUCCUGCAACAUAUCAAUUCUUGUUUCUUACUUCAGUCACUCUUUCAAAAUUGCAACAUUUCUUUCCAAUAACUGAAAAGCUUAUCGUCGCCAUGUACAAUGAUGAAAUCAGCAAGUUCAGUUACCCAGAUAUAGAAUCUUUCUUUUAUGGUCGAAGAGGAAACGGAUUAAAAUACAAUGCAAUAUAGCGAGGAAUUAAAGUUCGUUUUUAUACGGAAAGGGGUUUUUCAAUUCAUCCCGAAUUAUAUGAGUUUUCAAAAGGAUUUUCGAACCGUUUGAAGUUUUCUAGCAUACGCGUUGUUUUUAGGCUGUACUCAAGUAUUGGACAAUUCGUCAUUAGUGGCAUACUUUUCAUUUGAUAAUGGCUCAUUGAGCAAUGCAGCUGGCUUACCAAAUUUCUAUCCUCACGCUACAGGUCAGACAACAAUACCCGGUCAUCUUAACCAAGCAUUGUUAUUUAAUGGAACAACAAGUUCAUAUUUUCAAAUUAGUAAUGUGAGUGUAGUAGGAACAGUCAACCAACCGUUUUCAAUCUCCUUAUGGAUUAAGUCGGCUGCUUUAACUGGAACGAUUAUUCAUGUGUCUUUGACUUCAUUAGGUCUGGAUGGUUGGUGUUUGCCAUUUAUUGGUUUUGAUGCAUCAUCAAGAAUAAGUGAUCAAUUAUGGAAUGGUACAAUGGCUGUAGCUGCGAUUGGUCCAAUUCCUUCAGCAAACACAUGGAUCCAUGUUGUUCAAACAUUCAGUACAACAAACGGUUUAAAACUUUAUAUUAACGGAUAUUUCUAUUCAACUACGUCUUCAACAGUAACCCAAUUUAUAGCAAGUAGUUCAUCAAUGUACAUGACUAUAGGUAGCCCUCGAAGUGCUGCAGCACCUGGCUGUACAAUCACGAGCGUACUGCCAUUGAAUGUCUCUUAUUCAGGUAGUGUUGAUGAAUUAAAAAUUUACGCUAGAGAAUUAACGGCACUAGAUGUUUGUACACUUUAUGAGUAUUAUUAA
Didymodactylos carnosus is the source of this 2974-nucleotide messenger RNA. The record is from the annotation of a GenBank genome assembly. NCBI's taxonomy places the organism in Eukaryota, Metazoa, Rotifera, Eurotatoria, Philodinida, Philodinidae.